Molecule: messenger RNA, 840 nt
Organism: Exophiala xenobiotica
Lineage: Eukaryota; Fungi; Ascomycota; Eurotiomycetes; Chaetothyriales; Herpotrichiellaceae
Exons: 1
Coding region: 1-840 (279 amino acids)
Biological process (GO): positive regulation of transcription from RNA polymerase II promoter by galactose
Cellular component (GO): nucleus
Molecular function (GO): zinc ion binding; RNA polymerase II cis-regulatory region sequence-specific DNA binding; DNA-binding transcription factor activity, RNA polymerase II-specific
Source: RefSeq, a predicted model, not a curated record
AUGUUCUUCAUUGUACCAGAUCGCAAAGGCCCAGACGUCGAGUCUAUUACCGCUUCAGACACAUCGUCCUCUCCACCUCAUAACCAGAAGCGACAGCGCCUCUCGCCCAACGCCGAAGAUGUCGCUGGUUACUAUCCCAAGCGCAACCAGAAAAGUUGUGACCGAUGUCGCCUGAAAAAGGCACGCUGUUCUGGGGGAAGGAUUUGCGAGAAAUGCAAACGCGACGGCGUCAUAUGUACCACAAAUAGGGAGUCGAAGAGAGAUCCUAAUGCCAAACCGUUGAACGCAGAAUAUGUACAUCUCGUCGAAUCACAACGAGAUGCCUUGUUGAACGCCUUAAGGACUAUAUAUGAGAAAGGGGCCUCCAGUAAUUCGGCAGCAUUAUCAGAUAUAUUGAAAGAUCUCGGGAUCGGAGUCGAAGACCUCAAGAGGAUGCCCCGGCGGACAGCAUCUCAGGAGGAUACUGUUAAUCUGGAUGAGGUUGACCUACGUCGAAAUGCUGCAGAAAUUCAGGCUCUACUGAACGAGUGGAAUAUCCCCAUCACACAGCCAGAGGCUCCUCAUAACCUCUCAACAUGGUCCCAAGGCGAUAUACCCAACCCAGUCAGAGAUUUAAAUCAUGGUGCUUCAUCCGAAAGCUGCCUCCAACGUACACUUGAUACAACUUUCCCCGCUAACGUGAUGGGACCAAUAUCAGCAACAACCGCAGGACAGAUGAAUACAACAGAAGUGGCCCAUCCUACGAGCGAGUUCGACGAUUGGCUUGUCGCAGACGCGGUUGAUGAGAACUGGUUCCUGCCUGCUGCUGAUGGACAAGCAACAAACCGCCCUGGGACCUGA